This is a messenger RNA of Saimiri boliviensis boliviensis (Bolivian squirrel monkey), 753 nucleotides long. The record is from RefSeq and is a predicted model, not a curated record. NCBI's taxonomy places the organism in Eukaryota, Metazoa, Chordata, Mammalia, Primates, Cebidae.
UUCAAAAUGGAAGCACAGAGCGCCGGGGCAGAGGAGGGCUUUACCCAGGUCACCCGCAAGGGUGGCCGGCGGGCGAAGAAACGACAGGCUGAACAGCUGUCUGCAGCAGGAGAGGGUGGGGAUGCGGGCCUUCUGGACACAGAAGAGGCCAGGCUGGCGAAGAUGCCUGUCUUCCCACCCUCCUGUGGUGAUGGGCUCCUGAGUGGGAAAGAAGAAACAAGGAAAAUUCCAGUCCCAGCUAACAGAUGCACACCAUCAGAAGAAAACUGGAUGAAGAUCUUUACUUCUAUUGUGGAACAUUUGGGACUUCAGAUACUCUUUAACUUGAAAUCACGAAAUGUAGAAAUCAGGACUUGUAAAGAAACCAAGGAUGGUAGUGCUCUGGCCAAAGCAGCUGAUUUUGUGAAAGCCUUUAUUCUCGGCUCUCAGGUGGAGGGUGCACUUGCCCUGAUCAGGUUGGAUGACUUCUUCCUAGAGUGUUUUGAAAUCACAGAUGUUAAACCCUUAAAGGGAGACCAUCUAUCCAGGGCAAUAGGAAGAAUCGCUGGCAAAGGAAGAAAAACCAAAUUCACCACAGAGGAUGUGACAUGGACGCGGACAGUUUUGGCUGAUGUGAAAUUUCACAUCCUUGGCUCCUUCCAAAACAUCAAGAUUGCAGGAGCUGCCAUUUGUAACCUAAUCUUGGGAAAUCCUCCUUCCAAGGUUUAUGGCAAUAUUCGAGCUGUGGCUAGCAGAUCAGCAGAUCAACUCUGA